Molecule: messenger RNA, 515 nt
Organism: Effrenium voratum
Lineage: Eukaryota; Dinophyceae; Suessiales; Symbiodiniaceae
Source: the annotation of a GenBank genome assembly
GUCCAAAUGCAAAGUUCUUCAUUCUGUUCCUGCACAGCAACGGGGAGGACAUCGGCAUGUGCCAUGCCUUUGUUUCGCGCUUGCGAGACUUGCUGGAGGUGCAUGUGCUGGCGGUGGAGUACCCUGGCUACGGCAUUUGCCCUGGCACGCCCUCGGAGGAGCGUCUCCAUGCAGCGGCGCGCCUGGGCUUCGGCUUCAUGACCCAGGUGCUGGGGGCGGAGCCCGCCGAUGUCAUCCUCUUCGGGCGGUCCUUGGGCACGGCGCUGGCCCUGGCCCUGGGCGCGGAGUUCCGGGUGGGGGGGCUGGUGCUCGUGGCGCCCUUCCUGAGCCUCCGGGAGGCUGUGUCGCAGUUCACUGGCAUACAGCUGGCCGAGGUCCUCCUGGAGGAGCUUUUCUGCAACAAGGACCGCAUUAAGUCGGUGGAGGCAGCCCUGGGUGGCUUUCGGGCGAGGGCGAGCAGAGGCGACAUGAACGAACCCUGCGGGGCAAGUGGCACUUUCCCCGCAGACAGGUAA